Messenger RNA from Funneliformis geosporum, 590 nucleotides. The record is from the annotation of a GenBank genome assembly. Lineage: Eukaryota; Fungi; Glomeromycota; Glomeromycetes; Glomerales; Glomeraceae.
UAAAUUAGGAGAAUUGGUUCAAGAUAGUCAUGCCGAAGUAUUGGCUAAACGAGGAUUCGUAAAAUUUAUCUUGAAUGAAUUAGAAUUGGCUUUAACAUCCGAAUCAAGAUAUUUUCAGAUUAAUGAACAUUUUAAUAAUGAAAAAGAGAUCCAGGAACAAAUUGGAAACUACCCAUUUUUAUUAAAGAAUGAUAAAUUGAGUUUUCAUAUGUAUAUCAGUCAGGCUCCUUGUGGUGAUGCGUCAACAAUAAGCUUAGCUUCAAAUCAAUCAUUAGAAGAUGUUGAACUCUAUAUGAAUUCAUAUAAUCAUUUAUCGCAACAAAUCUCCCAAAAUUAUGACCGCGAAGUUAACAAGAAUUUGAAUAUGCAUGACAAAAUUUAUGUAGCGAAAGGAAGGGAAGGAUUUAGAAAGGGAAGAAUUGAUUAUGACUCUUUAGGAGUUUUAAGAACCAAGCCUGGAAGGGUUGAUUCAGAACCAACUUUAUCGAUGUCUUGCAGUGACAAAAUAGCACAAUGGAAUGUCGUUGGUUUACAAUCUGCUCUAUUAUCUGAACUUAUCUCCCCAAUAUAUUUAUCUUCUAUCGUUGUGG